AUGCCACUGCAUCUCACCUCGCGAUCGGGCGCGGACGGCGGUGCCGUGGAAUCCGACGAUCGCGAGCACAAGCGCCAGAAGAUCGACGGCGAGGACGCGACUGUAGUGACCGACUCUAAACUAGCCGAUUCCGUUCCGACCAAGGUGACGAAUUCGUCGAAUCGCGACGUGGAGAUGGCUCCGCAGCCGACAUCUGACAGCGCGAACGGUGCCGCGACCGGCGCCGGCGGAGGCGGGGAGAUUGUGAUCGAUGAGGAUCUGCACAGUCGCCAGCUGGCGGUGUAUGGCCGCGAGACGAUGAAGCGCAUGUUCGGCGCGAAGGUUCUUAUUUCGGGACUUAACGGCCUUGGCGUGGAAAUUGCGAAGAACGUGAUACUAGCGGGCGUCAAGUCCGUGACAGUGCACGAUACAGUCACAGUCACGGUGCAGCACCUCUCGGCUCAGUUCUUUCUCACGGAGGCCGACGUGGGGGUCAACCGCGCGCAGGCGUGUGCGGCGCACCUGCAGGAGCUGAACAAGGCGGUGGAGGUGCACGUGCACACGGCGCCCAUCGAGAAGGAGUUCCUCGGUGAUUUCCAGGAGCUGAACAAGGCGGUGGAGGCGCAGGUGCACACGGCGCCCAUUGAGAAGGAGUUCCUGGGGGAUUUCCAGGUGGGUGAUGGAGGGACGGAGGUUAGUGGGGAUUCGACGCCUACUGCUACCUGCUCUACUCCCCCCCGCCCCUCUCUCCCUCCACCCCUCGGGUGCCCUGCCACCGCCAUGGCUGCGAGAACCAUGGGGGAAUUUGAGACGUGCUCUCUGGCACCUUAUAUGUCUCUCCUUCCUUCUUUCUCCUCCUCUUGUUUCUACCCCACAUUCCCCGUAUCUCCCUCCCUCCAGCCGGUCAUGUUCGCCGGCCUGCCUCUGGACCGAGCCAUCCCAGCUGUUGUUUUCACCGACCUGCCUUUGGACCAGGCCAUUGAGUUCGACGCAUACUGCCACGCCCACAACCCCUCGGUGCCCUUCAUUCGCUGCGAGACCCGGGGCGUGUUCGGUGCGAUCUUCUGCGACUUCGGACCAAAAUUCACCGUCACAGAUGUCGACGGGGAGGAGCCCUUCUCAGGAAUCGUCGCAUCUGUCGCCAAAGACUCCCCCGAUGCCCUCGUCACCUGUGUGGAUGAUGAACGGCUGGGAUUUCAAGACGGCGAUCUGGUGGUGUUCUCGGAGGUCCGGGGGAUGACGGAGCUGAACGACGGGAAGCCGCGGCGCGUGCGGAACGUCCGGGCGCAUUCGUUCCUCUUAGACGACGACACGUCAGCGUAUGGCGCGUAUGAAAGCGGCGGGAUCGUGACUCAAGUGAAAGAGCCCAAGGAGUUGGCGUUUCGGCCGCUUUCGGCCUGCCUGGAGCAGCCCGGCGAGUUCCUGCUGAGCGAUUUCGCCAAGUUCGACCGCCCGCCGCUGCUGCACCUCGCCUUCCAGGCUUUAGACGCGUUCCGGAAGGAGACCGGGAGGUUUCCCGCACCAGGGUCGGAGGGGGAUGGGGCGAGGGUGGUGGAGCUGGUGAGGGAGGUGAAUGGGCGGGCGGGGAAGGAUGCAAAAGUGGAGGAGGGGGUGGUGAAGGAGGGGGAGGGGCUGAUUCGGCAGCUGGCGCACGGGGCGAGUGCGGAGAUUUGUCCGAUGGCGGCCAUGUUUGGAGGGAUCGUGGGGCAGGAGGUGGUUAAGGCGUGCUCGGGCAAGUUCCACCCGCUCUUCCAGCUCUUUUACUUCGACUCGGUGGAGUCCCUACCUGCUGAGCCCCUCUCAGCGGAGGAGACAGCGCCCACCAACACGCGCUACGACUCCCAGAUCGCUCUCUUCGGCCGCACCCUGCAGGCGCGCAUGCACGCCUCCUCCGCCUUUGUGGUGGGCGCAGGGGCGCUGGGCUGUGAGCUGCUCAAGAACCUCGCUCUCAUGGGCGUCUGCUGCACGCCACCGGGGGAGAAACCUCCUGCUGGUGCCGGUGAUGGUGGUGCUAGCAGUGGCGAGAGUGUGCCGCUGAGUGGCAAGGGCUAUCUGACGGUCACGGAUGACGACACGAUCGAGAAGAGCAAUCUCAGCCGUCAGUUCCUCUUCCGCGACUGGAACAUCGGGCACGCGAAAUCCUCUGUGGCGGCGGUCGCCGCGAGGGUAAUUAACCCUGCGCUGCGCGUGAACGCCCUGCAAAACCGCGUGGGCCCGCAGACUGAAGACGUAUUUGACGACACCUUCUGGGAACACUUAGAUGUCGUUAUAAACGCACUCGAUAACGUGAACGCGCGUCUCUACGUCGACUCGCGCUGCCUCUACUUCAACAAGCCGCUUCUCGAGAGUGGGACGCUCGGCGCGAAAUGCAACACACAGAUGGUCGUUCCGCACGAGACCGAGAACUACGGAGCGUCCCGGGACCCCCCGGAGAGGCAGGCACCGAUGUGUACCGUCCACUCUUUCCCCCACAACAUCACGCACUGCUUGACGUGGGCGCGCAGCGAGUUUGAGGGGCUGCUGGAGAGGACGCCGAGUGAGGCGAACGCGUUUCUGAGUGGGCAGGAGAAGUAUUGUGAGGAGAUGAUGGGCGCCGGGGAUGCUGCUGCACGGGAGGCGCUGGAGAGGGUGGUGGAGUGUUUGGUUACAGAGAGGGCGAGCAGCUUCGAUGACUGCGUCUCGUGGGCACGCCGCAAGUUCGAGGACUAUUUUGCCAACCGCAUCAAGCAGCUCACAUACACCUUCCCAGAAAACGCCUCCACCAGUACGGGCCUGCCCUUCUGGUCGCCGCCCAAGCGCUUCCCCACCGCCGUCACCUUCACCCCCGAGGACCCCACGUGCCUCGCGUUCGUGACAGCUGGCGCCAUCCUACGGGCUGCCACGUUCGGGAUCGAGGUCCCGGAUUGGGCGAGGGACGGCAAGAGGAUGGCUGAGGCGGUGGCCAAGGUGGAAGUGGGGAAGUUUGUGCCGAAGCAGGGUGUGAAGAUCGUGACGGACGAGAAGGCCACCAGCGCUGCCACGUCAGUGGGGGACGACGGCAAGGCGAUCGCUGAGCUGGUGGGGCGGCUCAAGGAGGGCAGCAAGGGGCUUCCCAAGGAGUUCCGCAUGGUGCCAGUGCAGUUUGAGAAGGACGACGACACCAACUACCACAUGGAUCUCAUGGCUGCCCUUGCAAAUCUCCGUGCUCGAAACUACACCAUCGGCGAGAUGGACAAGCUCAAGGCCAAGUUCAUUGCUGGGCGGAUCAUUCCUGCGCGCUUGCAGCCAAUUAAGAGGCUCCUUCAACUCACACACCCCCUCUCCCUCCCUCCCGUCUGUAUUUAUCUCCUCAGGACGACGACACCAACCACCACAUGGAUCUCAUGGCUGCCCUCGCCAACCUGCGCGCUCGCAAGGCCCCUUGGCUCACACACCCCUUUUUUCAACUCCCCUACACCCCUCUCCCCUCCUCAGGACGACGACACCAACUACCACAUGGAUUUGAUGGCAGCUCUUGCCAACCUGCGCGCGCGCAACUACACCAUUGGCGAGGUGGACAAGCUCAAGGCCAAGUUCAUUGCGGGGCGGAUCAUUCCUGCCAUCGCCACCACGACAGCGCUUGCCACUGGCCUGGUCUGCCUGGAGCUCUACAAGCUCUACAAGGUGCUGCAGGGCGCCAAGGCGUCUGCCCUGCGCAACACCUUCGCCAACCUCGCCCUGCCGCUCUUCUCCAUGUCUUCCCAAACCCCCACCCGCCCUCCCUUCUUCCCAUCUCCUUCUCUUCCCAGGCCUGGUGUGCCUGGAGCUCUACAAGGCCUGGUGUGUCUGGAGCUCUACAAGGUGCUGCAGGGCGCCAAGGCCUCUGCGCUGCGCAACACAUUCGCCAACCUCGCUCUGCCGCUCUUCUCCAUGGCUGAGCCCGUGCCGCCCAAGAGCGUCAAGCACAAGGAGCUCACGUGGACUGUGUGGGACCGGUGGACCGUGGAGGGCGAUGUGACGAUGCAGGAGCUGCUGGAUUGGUUCAAGGCGAAGGGGCUCGAUGCAUACAGCAUUUCCUGCGGCCAAGCCCUCCUCUUCAACUCGCUCUUCCCGCGCCACAAGGAGCGCCUACCCCGCAAGGUGCUGGACAUUGCCAAGGAGGUGGCAAAGCUGGAGGUGCCGGCAUACCGCCGCCACUUUGACGUGGUGGUGGCGUGUGAGGAUGACGAGGGCGAGGAUGUUGAUGUUCCUCUCAUCUCCAUCAAGUUCCGAUAA
Molecule: messenger RNA, 4212 nt
Organism: Closterium sp. NIES-65
Lineage: Eukaryota; Viridiplantae; Streptophyta; Zygnematophyceae; Desmidiales; Closteriaceae
Source: the annotation of a GenBank genome assembly